AUGUUCCUUUCUACAUGGAUACAACAGUAUGCUGACCUUUUUGACAAAAUCGAUAUAACAGGCGAAGGCACAGUUGAUUGGGAUAAAUUCGCUUCUCAUAUUCUAUUGGAGUUCUACGAGAAGGAUGAUCGAAUCAAGACAACAAAUUGUCCUCAAUGGCGAGAAUUGAGGACUCUUGCAAGCCCACACAAAGAUGUCAUCCAAGGCGUAAUGUACUUGAAGCACUUCUCCCGCUACUUAAGCGUUGGAUGGCUCAGUGGUAAUCUGGGGUCUGGAUAUGAAACCACAGAGAAUGGCCAAGACAGGCACUGA
Molecule: messenger RNA, 312 nt
Organism: Protopolystoma xenopodis
Lineage: Eukaryota; Metazoa; Platyhelminthes; Monogenea; Polystomatidea; Polystomatidae
Source: the annotation of a GenBank genome assembly